Molecule: messenger RNA, 2978 nt
Organism: Lates calcarifer (barramundi perch)
Lineage: Eukaryota; Metazoa; Chordata; Actinopteri; Centropomidae
Gene: serinc5
Product: serine incorporator 5
Exons: 12
Coding region: 197-1579 (460 amino acids)
Cellular component (GO): membrane
Source: RefSeq, a predicted model, not a curated record
GCAGCGGCGGCGGCCAGGCAGGCAGGCAGGGAGGGAGGACGGAGCAGAGAGAGAGAGGAGGAGGAGGACAGGCGCGUUAUUUCCCGUGUGGUGGUGAUUUCAUGUGGAAGUGGAAGAAAGCGACUGAGAAAAGAAGCGAGCUCGUCUUCCUCUGAAACGGAUUUUAUUUAUUGUCUCACCCCCCCACCCCCGCGACAUGUGUACUCCGUGCUGUAUCUCGCAGCUGGCCUGCUGCUGUGGUUCAGCAGCCUGCUCAUGCUGCUGUAACUGCUGCCCCAAGAUCAAGCAGUCCACAGGGACCCGAAUCAUGUACGCCCUCUACUUCCUGUUGGUCACCAUCAUCUGUGUCAUCAUGAUGUCCCCCACUGUGGAGCAGCAGAUGAAAGACCAUAUCCCCUUCUACAGCAAGUUGUGUGAGAAUAUGAAGGAAGAGAAGUGGAACUGCGGAACUGUGGUUGGCUACUCCGCUGUCUACAAGGUGUGCUUCGGCAUGGCCUGCUUCUUCUUUAUCUUUGCACUCUUCACCAUACGUGUCAACAACAGCACAGGCUGCAGGGCAGCCAUACAUAACGGGUUCUGGUUGCUGAAGUUUGUUGUGCUGGCGGCAUGCUGCGUUGGAGGUUUCUUCCUCCCAGAAGAGAAAAUCUUUCUGGAAGUGUGGCGUUAUGUAGGAGCCACUGGCGGGUUCAUUUUCCUGCUGAUCCAGCUCAUGAUGUUGGUGGAGUUUGCACACAGAUGGAACACAAACUGGAGUUCAGGGGUAAAAUAUAACCGGAUGUGGUAUGCCGCUCUGGCCUUUGUGACUCUGACACUGUUCAGUGUUGCAGUAGGAGCUGUGGUCUUCAUGGGUGUGUACUACACUGACCCCGAGGCCUGUCUGCUUAACAAAAUCUUCCUGGGCAUCAAUGGCAGCCUCUGCCUCAUCAUCUCCCUGCUGGCCAUCUCCCCAUGCAUACAGAAACUGCAACCCACAUCAGGCCUGUUGCAGCCAGGAGUCAUCAGUGUGUAUGUCAUGUACCUCACCUUCUCAGCCUUCUCCAGCAAACCAAAAGAAUUCGUGGAGAGAAAUGGUGAAAACACAACCGUGUGUGUGUUUCCGUUCAACUCUGGGACGGAGAGUGACAAGAAGAUUGUCACCGCUUUUGGAACCGUCAUCUUGUUUGGCUGUAUCCUUUACUCUUGCUUAACAUCCACCACCAGGCGAAGCUCUGCUGCGCUCAGGGUGUGUAGGAACAGCGAGCCAGAGACUGAGAGAGCUCGUUGCUGUUUCUGUUUUGGAGAUGACACAGAUGAGUAUGAUGAGGAGAAGAGUGGUUCGGGCCAGAAUGUGGUGUAUGAUGAGAGAGAGGGAACCAUCUAUAGCUACUCCUACUUCCACUUUGUCUUCUUCUUGGGCUCUCUUUACGUCAUGAUGACUGUCACCAACUGGUUUCAUUACGACAACCAUGACAUUGAGAAGCUGUUGGAUGGGAGCUGGUCAGUGUUCUGGAUCAAGAUGGCCUCCUGCUGGGUCUGUCUCAUCCUCUACAUGUGGACUCUCAUCGCUCCCAUGGUCUGCCCGAAGCGUUUUGAGGCCUAGGGCCUAGGGUGAACAUCACUAGGCUGGGAUCAGGCUACUCUGAUUCUUGGGAUGUGGGCAGGCAGAAGCUCCCACGCUGAGCCAAGGGACCACCACAGCCCCCCUCUUCCCUCCCCCCUCCCAUUGAAACACAACACUACCCUCAGCGUUCGAAACAGAGGAUUAUCUGUUGCCUUUUGUUUUUAUAUGCUAGUCUUUAUUUUACGUUGUUUGACAAUGUUAAGCUUUUAAUACCUUGAUGGUAAUUUUUAAAAAUGUUUUACCACCACUGACUCCUGGAGUUUUGUGCCACUUACAGGUUUGAAAUUACAAUGAGAAUCAAUGGGAUGUGAGUUACAGCGUGAGACAUGAGAAGAAUCCCGUCCCCUUUAGAUUCCCUGAUAAUUUCAGACUUGAAAGUGUACUUUGUAAGAGUUUCUUGUAUGUGUCAGUUUUUCUUGGAUUGUUGCUUUUACUCUCAGCCAUGCAUUUUUAGUUCUGUACAGUUGAACCAUAAAGUUGUAGCAAAGUUUUGGGACAAAUUUAUUUCAAGUUCAGAGAUGUUACAAGAGAAAAACUGUAUUUAUUCAAGUGUGUCUUAAGUAGUCAAAGACUGAAUACAGUGUGACUUGAAUUAGAUUUGGCCCUGACUCUGUUUAAAAAAUCAUCUCUCAGGCUCACAUGUAAGCUGUAUAUGUUUAUGCUUUGUUAUAUCGCCCCCUUUUGUAGACGUUUUCUAUGCAACGGAACAAGCUCUUUUCAAUAUUAGGUAUCCAGUGUUGUGAAGUUUCCACUUAGAUCACAAGGAUAAUGUUUCAGAUUUUAUUAAUGUCAGCGCUCCCUUUGAGCCAAAUCUUUUCUUAGGAAAAUUCCAUGUCAUAUGUGCAACAUUUCCAGUGAUCGUCAUUGUUGUACAGGGCAGUGCUCUUCGAAUCAAUCUGCCUUACGUUGGGGUGACGUUAGGGGAGUGCCACCUCUCUGGAAGAGCUGCAGUGACACAGGUGAGGAACAUUUGCCAAAGGUAGAUGUCAGAAAACAACAAACCACUCUAUCAGAUUGUUUUGUCUGUUACAGAGAAAAAUAUAACCGAGAACAUUAUGUAUUUGCAUGCACAUGCAGACUCUCAAAUCAGCUGUUUUCUGUACAGUCAUAAAGGCUUUUUGCCUUGUCUUUGUUACACGUGUCAGCUCAUACUGGUGGUCAGAAUAAGGUAGCAUGAGUGCUUUUAUUAGAACGUUAAUCAACACUGGAUGUUGAGUUUACUGCCGAAUUAAACUUCAGACAAAGACUUUCACCUGUUUGUUACCUGUGUAACAGAUUUUCUUUGUAUUGUAUAAAAAUACAACACAUUGCACAUUGUCAUCUGCAAGUCAUUCUCUGUUUCUCACUUAUCAAUAAACCAAUAUGUUCUUUUGUCUAA